Molecule: messenger RNA, 2058 nt
Organism: Pocillopora damicornis (cauliflower coral)
Lineage: Eukaryota; Metazoa; Cnidaria; Anthozoa; Scleractinia; Pocilloporidae
Source: RefSeq, a predicted model, not a curated record
GCUUGUUGUCACGUUACCUUUGUGUUACAAUGGUCGUUACGUAAUGUAUUUAAUGCCAGCAUUUUCAUAGACGUGAACGUGAAAAAUUAUCAUUUGAGUUCAACUUCAACGAAGAUAUACCAAUUUGUGCAUAACUAAACUCGUUGUCGUAUCUUACAUUCAACUCUGCAUGUCGACCGGUUUCAAUUCACAUCUUCGAGCUCGUAACACAAAGAUGAACAGCCGUUGUAAAACGUUGACAAGCAGACGUUUCAAGCGUCGAAGUAUCAGCUUUCUGUAUUCAAGAUCAUGGAAAAAGAGAUUGUAUCAUUCUGCGGAGAAACAGCUUUCAAAGAUCAAACUAAGCUAACUGCAGAAGUCUUAAAAACGACAAUGGAUUAUUUCCAAGCGGCACGAAUGACCCAGUGACCAGCAACACGUCGAGUUCAUCACGGUGUGAAGGAAAAGAAAACACUAACUCAUAUCUACAGAUUGAUCUACAGACACGUCAUUUCAUCUGCCGUUGUUUUGUGUCCAUUUAUGGGGGUUCGAACGAGGGUGUGAAGAACUGUACAAUAGAACUAUCCGUCGAUGGGACAAAUUGGACAACCAAAAAAUAUAUGGUGAUAACUCUAUGUUAACUAUAUACAUUUGAUAGCCUGACUCUCCAUCGUGAGGCAAACGUUUAAACGUUUCACUUAUUGAUAACCCUAUGUACAUCGGCUUAGUUUCCUUGAAACGCUUAUAAUGAAAUUGAAAAAUUGCCAUUGUUCUUUUAUUAUCAAAUGAAUAACUUUAAGAUUCUUUUUAAAAUUGAGAUCUGUACACACCGAUGCUCGGUUUUUUGUGCAUGCUUUAGCCUAAGUCACAGCCAUCUGUGAGCUAAUAAAAUGCUUAAGGAAAGCAAAGUGUCUAAGUUAUAAGGAGUAAGGGGGGUUCAUUUAAGUAAAUUUAUUCAUUUCUGGGUCUCAUCAUUGUACUAUUCAGUGAAUGAGAUGUGUUCUAUAAAUUGGGGCUUUUGAUUUUGAAAGAAAUUCAGGAACUCAGGCUCGGUGCUUAAAGUCCACCACAACGCAAGGUAUCUGCGAUUCUGGCCCAAAGCAGGUCAAGGCAAAGUGUGUAUGACCACAAAGAUUUUUGGAAUGGAGCCAGGAAAAGCAAAAGUGGUCGACCUAUUUGACAAUGAAAUUGAUAUUGAUCAAUUCCACAGGGACUACCGUCUCAUAUACAACUGGUAGAACAUCCACCACAGCAGAAACCACCAUACCAACUGCUUCUACUACUGCUAAAAUAGCAUCCGCCGCUACCACAGAAUCUAUCACAGCGGAAACCACUAAAUCAACAAAGAACUCUGUGACUACCGUCUCCUAUACCACUACUAGAACAUCCACCACUGCAGAAACCACCACGCCCGCUGAUGUUGACAUCAUCACAACCGAGGACUAUGUGACUACCAUCUCCUAUACCACUACCAGAACAUCCACCACUGCAGAAACCACCACGCCCGCUGAUGUUGACAUUAUGACAACCGAGGACUAUGGAAAACAACAACUCUAUCACUAUGCUGUCUAUGCUCUCGCCGGAAUUGUUUUGGUCUUCCUCAUCAUAAUUGGCGCACUAAUAAGACGGUUAAGACAAGCUGUGAGGACCGGUAGAAACAUUGUUACAGACCAUGAUAUCCCUGUCUCACCUGCUGAACGGCAAGAGCCAGAGUCUGGUCACUAUAUGGAACUCAGGCCUCCUCAAAUGCAGUCACCUGAACCUACGUAUGAGCCAUUGCAAAGCAGAUACUCGACUCAUUAUUACAGCAAUGUAGGAUUUGUGGGGGAAAAAUCAGGGAAUGAUGAUGUUAGAGUUUAUGAAAAUGUUGAGUCAGGUGGUAUCGUCUGAAAUUAAAGUUUAGAUUUUACAUCAAAUUUUCCAACACAAAUUUAAGUGAUCCUACAAUCUUAUUGGUUCGUGGUGUGGGUGAACUUCUCUAAUUUGUCCCAAUAACUAGGAAACAAACGUUAUCUUGAUAUAGUUGGGUGCAAUGUCUUUAUUCGAAAGAAAAAUAAAGGAAAUUGAUGAUGAAGUCAA